Nelumbo nucifera (sacred lotus) is the source of this 1342-nucleotide messenger RNA. The record is from RefSeq and is a predicted model, not a curated record. NCBI's taxonomy places the organism in Eukaryota, Viridiplantae, Streptophyta, Magnoliopsida, Proteales, Nelumbonaceae.
GGUUUUUAUGGAUUAUGGUUAUGGACUUGUAUUUGUGGUUUUUUAUGGAUUAUGGUUAUGGAAUUUUCAUUUGUCUUUUUUACUCUUAUUACUAUGUCUUGGUUAUUACUUUGGAUUGGUUAAUAAACCAACAAAUGGUUUGGCUGAUUCCCUAGCCAAAGCUCUGCACCUCUCUCUCUCUCUCUCAAGCAUAAGAGAGUAAAGAUGGUUAAGUUCUCUAAGCAGUUUGAGGGUCAGCUUGGACCCUCUUUUUAUGGCCAUCAUCACAGAGAGCAUGGACCAAUCCAAGUUCAUAAGAAGCUGGCUUCUUUGGAUAGUAAUGGGGACAUGUAUGAGACUGAACUGCUGGAGCAGUUCAAUAAAAAGAAGCUACAUCAUGCCGAGAAAAUGAUCAGAGGAGCUUUCACUGAGCUCUAUAAAGGGUUGGGUUACCUGAAAACUUACAGGUAUAUCAUGUCAAAGCUUAAGCCUGCAUGAUGUAGCUUGCUUUUGUAAAGUAGGGCACUGCUACUAUAAUUAUAAAUAAAAAAAAUAAAUUUCUGAUUGGGGUUGAAGUUUUGACAGAACUGAUGAGAUUUAUAUAAAUUCUGUAUUGUUCUUGCAGGUUACUGAGGAACAAGUUCUACCCAUCUAUCUCAAAGUGGUUGAGAUAUCUAACUUGUAUGGUUGUAUUUGGUGAAACAUUUUAUGCAAAUACAUAUCUAACUUGUAUGGUUGUAUUUGCACGCUUCACACAUGUAAUUAGGCUUUGAUUUGUAAGUAAAUAACCAUUUAAACUUGCUAAUAAAGCUCACUAUGGUGCAGGAGGUCAAGUUAGCUGAUGAAGUUGAGGAGCCUUUUAUUAAGCACUUUGCUGAAGAUGACCGAAGAAAGGCCAUGAAAUAUCUUAAGCCACACCAGCGUAAAGAAUCUCAUGCUGUAACCUUCUUCAUUGGUAAUAAUCUUCAUCUAGAUUUUUUAUUUUUUAUUUUUUGUGAUAACUUGAGAAUAUAUUUUGUUAGGAUGGAUUAGUGGCAAAACUAGAAAAGAUAAGUCAAAUGAAAGUAUUUAUAGAGAUUUACAAAAGCCAAAUAGGUGGAAGUAGACUAAGAUGGUUUUCGUGGAAAGAAGAUAGUCUACCUAACUAGUAAGAUAGGGGCAGCCAGGCAGGCCAAAAAGAACACUAGUUAAGGUAAUGAGAAAUGAUUUUUGAACUUAGCCAAUGAUAUUAUAUAGUCCACGAAAAGAGGUUCAGAUGAGUAAAGUGGAGGUUCAGAUGUUAAGAUGGAUUAGUGGCAAAACUAGAAAAGAAGGGUAUACAGCACAAACAGUUAAAUGUUUUUGCACUUGAUUUACGUAUAUG